Messenger RNA from Thlaspi arvense, 1335 nucleotides. The record is from the annotation of a GenBank genome assembly. Lineage: Eukaryota; Viridiplantae; Streptophyta; Magnoliopsida; Brassicales; Brassicaceae.
AUGGUUGGUCGAGCCUUGGCGAAACGAUUUUACUCUCUCUACACAAUAGCUACUUAUAAUUCUCUCUUGAAGUUCGCAAUGACGCUGGUCGAAGUUAUCUCCAACGCUGCAGCGACUCAGGAUCGAGCCGACUCGCAAUCCGAUUAUCCGUUCCCUCUUAGCAACGAAGGCAUCUUCGCGAAUGUGAAACCGAAGCUAGAAAACCCUAAUACCGGUACCCUUAUCAAUCCAAUAUCUGGGUGGGAAAUCUCGGGAAACGAUGCUGAAUUCAUCGAUUUGGGUAAAAAGUUUACAUCCAAGCUGAAGAGGAAGCUGAAGGAUACCUACAGGUUUGACAAAGAUGAGUUUGUCAGGAUGUUGAAGGAGCUUCUUGAGAAAUUGGGUGAGAAAAUUGGGGUUUCAAAGGUUGGGGACGGAGAGAUGAAGGAUCUGGUGGAGAACACCGAGCUUCUAAUGGGUGCAGAUGUAGCUGGGUUAGUCUUUGGAGAUCAAGCUUGUCCAGAUAUACAGAGCAUGGUGAAGAACACUGGGUUUCUGAUGGGUAGAGACGUAUCUGGUUUAGUUUUGAAAAGUUGCAUUCGUCUAGAGAUGUGGGAGCUAGCGGAAACCUUGAUUUCGAACUCGUUGGUUGAUCAUUCUUUGAACUCUUAUUUAGUUAGCAACCUCGUUGAGAAGCAACGUUCGGAUUUGCUUUGUGUUGUGAUCAGACGAGCUUCAGAUCUUGGUGCAACCGAGCUGCUUUCGAUCUUGAAGUAUUUUCUCUGCCCGUCAAAGGAAGCACUUAGCACUAUGGUCAAGGUAAGAGAAGAAUGGGACGGACAGGCUUUGUUGGCUAUUGGAAAGGCGAGCGACGCAGAGAUAUCAGAGAAGUCUAAAGUUGCUGAAGAGGCUUCGAUCUUGCUGAUGGUUGCUCACGACGGGUUUUCACCCUCUGAGCUUUGCCUUCAUUACUUGUUGGCUUCGCGUAAUGUCGACGAAGUCAUGUUUGCAUCUGCGGUCAGCAAGUUGAGUGGCGGUGAGAUGAGGAGCUUCAUUCGGUACCUCUCUAAAUGGAUGAGGAAGUACGAGAGGUUCCCUCAAGCUGGUCCAUGCCCUGAAGCCGCCGACAUGUUCGGUUUGGAACUAUGCAACUGUGUUCCUAAACUGGAAGACGUAACCAGAUGUUUGGGGCUUAUCAUCGAUGAGAACUUCUCUACUCUGGUUCUGUACUCGGAUUUGCAUGAAGAGCUAAAGUCUGUUGAGAGAGUAGCAGAAGGUUUAGCUUCAGAGUCAAAACUUUGCUGUUUUGUGGCUCAUGUGGCUGAAAGUUUCGAUCUUGGAGCUGCCCAAAUCUGA